GCCUCCAAAUAUUCUCCGUCUUUUAGGAAUCUCGUAAACACACAAUGGCACCUUCCUUAUCACCAAUCAAAUCGCACCACGUGGCAGUAAUCGGAGCUGGAGCCGCCGGUCUAGUGGCGGCGAGAGAGCUUCGACGGGAAGGUCACUCGGUGGUCGUCUUCGAGAGGCAGAAACAGGUUGGAGGAACAUGGAUCUACACCGAUCAUGUAGAGCCGGAUCCGUUAAGCGUCGACCCGACCCGACCCAUUGUCCACUCGAGCGUGUACGGCUCUCUCCGAACUAACCUUCCACGAGAGUGUAUGGGAUACAGAGACUUCCCGUUCGUGAUCCGAUCCGGCGAAUCCAGAGAUCCGAGAAGGUUUCCGAGUCACCGUGAAGUUCUGGCGUAUCUGCAAGAUUUCGCUAAGGAGUUUGGUAUCGAGGAGAUGAUUCGGUUCGAGACGGCGGUUGAGCGGGUUGCUCCGGCGACGGAAAGCGACGGUGAAGCAGGAAACAUGAAAUGGAGGGUUGAAUCUACAGAGAAGGAGAAGAAAGUUCGUCGCGAUGAGAUUUACGAUGCUGUUGUUGUCUGUAAUGGACAUUACAUUGAACCUCGUCUAGCUGAAAUUCCUGGGAUAAGUUCUUGGCCAGGGAAGGAGAUGCAUAGCCAUAAUUACCGUAUUCCUGAACCAUUUAAAGAUCAGGUUGUUGUGCUGAUUGGGAACUCUGCAAGUGCUGUUGAUAUAAGUAGAGAUAUUGCUGGAUCUGCCAAAGAGGUUCAUGUGGCUUGUAGGUCAAAUGCAGCGGAUACGUUUAUCAAACAGUCUGGUUACAGUAACUUGUGGAUGCAUUCCAUGAUUGAACGUGUCCAUGAGGAUGGUUCUGUGGUUUUUCAGAAUGGGAAAAUAAUUUCGGCUGAUGUUAUUAUGCAUUGCACUGGGUAUAAGUAUCACUUGCCGUUUCUUGAUACCAAUGGAAUUGUUACUGUGGACGAUAACCGUGUCGGGCCAUUGUACAAAGAUGUCUUCCCUCCAGCAUUAGCACCGUGGCUCUCUUUCAUCGGGAUACCAUGGAAGGUUGUGCCUUUUCCUAUGUAUGAGUUUCAAAGCAAGUGGCUCGCGGGAGUUUUGUCUGGUCGGAUUAUGCUUCCAUCCAAGGAUGAUAUGAUGAAGGAAGUCAAAUCUUUCUAUGCAACACUUGAAGCUCAAGGGAUUCCAAAGCGAUAUACUCAUCAAAUGGGGUUUACUCAAUUUGAGUACAAUAAUUGGUUGGCUUCGCAAUGUGGAUGCUCAGGAACAGAGGAGUGGAGAAAAGAGAUGUAUUUGACGACUGGUGUGAGGAGAAGAGAGUAUCCAGAGACUUAUAGAGACGAGUGGGAAGAUCAUCACUUGGUUUCUCAAGCUUAUCAAGAUUUCUCUUUAUAUACACAGUAAAUCUCUAACAAAAGAAUCCAAUAAAGUACAGUUAAUUACCAAAGAUAUUGUGCCAACACUGCCAUUCAAUUGGAGAAUGUUAAAAAGAACAGAGUGUGAGCAUCACUAAGUUCCUUAAGCUUAUUAAUAUUUCUCUCUAUGUGCAUAAACAUAA
This is a messenger RNA of Eutrema salsugineum, 1566 nucleotides long. RefSeq names its product flavin-containing monooxygenase FMO GS-OX-like 4. Gene Ontology annotation, molecular function: N,N-dimethylaniline monooxygenase activity; flavin adenine dinucleotide binding; NADP binding. Lineage: Eukaryota; Viridiplantae; Streptophyta; Magnoliopsida; Brassicales; Brassicaceae. The record is from RefSeq and is a predicted model, not a curated record. The transcript has 7 exons. The coding region runs from base 45 to 1412 and encodes 455 amino acids.